AUGCUCGUGCCGGCCCCCUUCCUGCUGGUCUUGCUACUGCUCCUCGGGGCCCCCCAGGUGGGCCUCUCCCAGAGGUCCCCCAAAGCCGGGUCCAGCCCCAGCUGCCUCCACACAGCCCUACGUGAGGCCGAGAAGAGCCAGCGGAAGGACACGUCGCUGCUGAUCAAGCGGAUCUUCCCCGCCCUGCCCCGCGGAGAUCCGGAGGACCAGGAGGGGCAGGAGGAGGAGGACGACACGGAGAAAAGGACCUUCCCUGGCUCCGUGGGCGGCGGCGGUGGUGGUGGGGCCGGCAGCACCCGGUACAAGUACCCAUCCCAGGCACAGUUCCAGGGGCGGCCGUCCCAGGACAAGGCCAAGAGUGACCGGCGCACCAAGGUCACUCUUUCCCUGGACGUCCCCACUAACAUCAUGAACAUCCUCUUCAACAUCGCCAAGGCCAAGAACCUGCGAGCCAAGGCCGCCGCCAACGCCCACCUCAUGGCCCAGAUCGGGCGGAAGAAGUAG
Bubalus bubalis (water buffalo) is the source of this 504-nucleotide messenger RNA. It is a transcript of the gene UCN3, whose product is annotated as urocortin 3. Lineage: Eukaryota; Metazoa; Chordata; Mammalia; Artiodactyla; Bovidae. Gene Ontology annotation, molecular function: hormone activity; corticotropin-releasing hormone receptor 2 binding. The transcript has a single exon. The record is from RefSeq and is a predicted model, not a curated record. Bases 1 to 504 code for a protein of 167 amino acids. Gene Ontology annotation, cellular component: extracellular region. Gene Ontology annotation, biological process: cellular response to nutrient levels; adenylate cyclase-activating G protein-coupled receptor signaling pathway; digestion.